Paramacrobiotus metropolitanus is the source of this 2613-nucleotide messenger RNA. RefSeq names its product platelet-derived growth factor receptor alpha-like. Gene Ontology annotation, cellular component: signaling receptor complex. Gene Ontology annotation, molecular function: ATP binding; transmembrane receptor protein tyrosine kinase activity. Bases 77 to 2224 code for a protein of 715 amino acids. Gene Ontology annotation, biological process: multicellular organism development; protein phosphorylation; cell surface receptor protein tyrosine kinase signaling pathway. The transcript is spliced from 6 exons. The record is from RefSeq and is a predicted model, not a curated record. Lineage: Eukaryota; Metazoa; Tardigrada; Eutardigrada; Parachela; Macrobiotidae.
CACCUUGGAUAUUCAAUCAGACGUUAAUAUCGCAAGCCUGCACUGUAACUGUAAGUACUUCUUUUCUCCUUUAGGUAUGCAGGCGUGCCGAAAACUUUGGCUUAUUAGGAUUACAUGCUUACUAAUUUUGAUUGGCGUCUCGUUGUGCGCCAGUGAUAGCGACUUCUUCCGCGAUAACUUCGAUGGACUACCACUCGGAGCCGAGAAAUGGGUUGUUUCUCAUGGGGAAUUCGAACCAUUCAUGGACAACGCUACAAGGCUGAUAUCACGAGAAAACGUACAUGUUGAUAAUCGAGGUCUGCACCUGAUCACUUCAAACCAACUCGACGCUUCCCGGUUUAUCCUCAGCGGUGCCGCUAUAGCAACUAUUCCCACUGUCCGUUACCGCUCUAAAACCGAAUUAGCCCUGCGGUGUAAAUUUCCGCGUGUCCGAUACGUGUUCUCGACCAUAAUGCUCGGGCCAAUCAUUGUCUGCACCACAGCAAGCUGCCUGCAGGACGCGGGACAACAAAUGAUCGAUCUUCAACAUUUCAAAAAUAGCCAGAACCAAUCGGUUUUGAGAGCGUCCGUGUAUUAUUUGGACAAUGCAAACGGUAGCCAUACCGUAAGUGCCAUGAAUGUCAGUUCUCUAGAUUUGUCGCGAGACUAUCACACACUCAGACUGGUUUGGCUAAACUGGAAUUCCAUCAGCUGGCUAUUAAACGAUGACCUCAUUAUGCACUUGGAGCUGCCGAAUUUCAAAGGGUUCCCUGCACUGCGGAUCUAUCUGACGCUGGCACCUAAUCCACUGGCGUAUCCUGAAGACGAUAUGAUGGCAAGCUACCACAGGGACAUACAGGCAGAACCAAAAGACGAGUGGUCCUUUGACUACAUUGCCGUGUGCAAUUCCACGUGCAAGCCCAGAGCUCCUAGAUUGCUCAUGAGUGUGGAUGAAAUGAAUGGUGUUGGGGAACAUGCGUUAUGGAUAGCCUUAGGUGUUGUAAUCCCGAUAUCUGCGGUAGCGUUAAUAGUAUGCGGGAUAGUCAAGAACAGGAAACGGUUGCUACGUCGAGAUAAAAUGAAACCGUCGGUCAACCGAUUUCAUGGCAGUUUCUGUCUAACGGGCAAUUUAGGUGGCAUUCAGACGGGAUCAUUUUGCCUUGAUUAUCCCGUGGAACUAGAAAAGUACGUUAAUCUUUUGGAAGUCCCAUUAGCCCAUGUCCAUAUCACCAACGAAAUUCUGGGUCAGGGCAAAACUGGUGUGGUGUGCAAAGGCCUGGCCAGGGAUCUGCAUGGAAAAUUCGCCACCAUGGAAGUUGCAGUUAAAACCAUUAGAAACGCUCACGAUCCGCGCCAGAUCCGUCAACUUACACAGGAAAUUGAGGUUAUGGCACAUGCCGGGCGCCAUUUGAAUAUUAUAAAUCUUCUUGGGAUAGUAGUGAAAGGAAAAUUACUUUUACUGAUGGAGUACGCGCAGUUUGGAUCACUACUGAUGUUUUUAAAAUCUUACCGGCAUCUGGAUGAGGAGAUCCAUCUUGGCGACGCGCGGACGUUGGGAGUUCCGUUUGAAACCCAUCAGUCGGCGAAUGAAGAACAGCACGGAAACGGUCAGCAUUUGUCCAGUGGCGUGCAGCUCAACUUUGCUUACCAAAUCAGCAGAGGAAUGGAAUAUUUGAGCAAGAGAUCCAUUGUUCAUCGGGACUUGGCAGCGCGGAAUGUUUUGAUCUGUGAGGGGCUAAUCACCAAAGUUUCAGAUUUUGGAAUGGCAAAAAAAGGCGCACCACUUUCCCACUUUGAUCCAGAGGAAGAACUGCCGCUGCGCUGGAUGCCACCGGAAGCCAUGAUCAACCGGAUGUUUUCCGAGAAAUCGGAUGUGUGGUCAUUCGGAGUGGUAGUUUGGGAGAUCUUCAGCCUAGGAGCCGUACCAUAUGGCGGCACUGUGACUGCUCGUAAUAUAUCCGAUUUUCCAUCUUUCCUGAACGGUGGAUUACGUUUAGAAAAACCAGAAGCAUGCCCGCCUGUUAUUUACGAUCUGGCGUGUCGUUGUUGGAGCUUGACAUCCGGAGAACGACCCACCUUCGCCCAACUCUCGGAGAGUCUGCGCCAUAUUUCUUCCGUUAGAUCAGAAGAAGACUACCUGCCAUUGGAUGACCCAUAUACCCUGUUUAACGAAGAAUAUCACGUUCUGUUAAGGGAAAGUACAGACAUUUGUGAGCCCGCUAUCAAGACGGACGGCAGUGCCUGAUAGAGGAAGCGCUUUCUUAAACAUUGGGUUUAAUUCCUUUCUAAAAGAUGCUGCUGUUUUGCACAAUGGAUAAAAUUUGUUUGCUAUGCAAGUUUUGUGUUGUGACGAAGCGGCAUGGCAGCAGUGGUUGCCGUUGUGGCUGUCAGAUGUGCUGUGGUGACAUUUAGUCUGCGUUUGAGCAGCUUCCUGGCUGCUAAUAUACUGUGCGCCAUGUCGUGACAUGUGUACUCUUUUAGCACGUCGACUUUUUUGCAGCCGUCCUACGCGUGCACUUGUUACGGUUUUUGCUAAGUUCUUGGUGCGUGCGUGCGCUAUUCCAAAGCGAUAUCAUUCUCACUUAUCCUUAAAAUUAGUUAUCUUCAGAAAUUUUUGCUCACACUACUGAUGGA